Molecule: messenger RNA, 1428 nt
Organism: Raphanus sativus (radish)
Lineage: Eukaryota; Viridiplantae; Streptophyta; Magnoliopsida; Brassicales; Brassicaceae
Exons: 6
Coding region: 310-1284 (324 amino acids)
Biological process (GO): base-excision repair
Molecular function (GO): DNA-3-methyladenine glycosylase activity
Source: RefSeq, a predicted model, not a curated record
AACGAUGGCGUUUUAAAACAAAGACUGGCUAACGACAAGUUCACUUCAUUCCUACUCCUCCUCUCUUCCUCACUCUCUCCUCCUUAAAUUCGAUUCCUUUCGUUCUCAAUCGGGAAACUCAUCAUCUCCUUAAGGUUCUCGUUUGCCCAAGUCAAAAAAGGAUAUUUUUUUCUCGUCACAGUUCCAAAGAUCUUUCUUUUUUGUUUUUAGUAUGUAAUAAGUAAAAGCUUACUCAUUCCCGUGAUCCUCACUAGGGUUUCUCGGUUUUGUGAUUCAGGAGGACGUUAAAGUCGGAGACUUUUAGGGUCAAUGUCGGCUCCACCGCGAGUGGAUUCCGCUGACCGAGAAUUACGGUCAGUUCUUUGUCCUGCCGGUAACAAGAUGCAGCAGAAACCGAUGUCAAAGCAGGUGAAGAAGCCUCUGUCUGACAACGCGAAAAGCCUAACAACCUUUACGGCCAAGAAAACGCCUCUACGCCCUUCGGUUCUGAGGCGAAGCAACGGUGUCUCCAUGACCGCAUCGUAUUCCUCCGAGGCGUCUUCCUCGUGCGAGUCGUCUCCGUUGAGUAUAGCGUCUUCUUCUUCGAGCGGGAAGAGGGCUUUGCGGCGUAGCGGGUCAAACUCUUCUUCGUCUUCAUUGAGAAGGAAUCUGAAAGGGGAGAGAGAUGAAGAGGCGAGUGAUUGCUUCUCUGAUGGCCGUAGAAGAUGCGCUUGGAUCACUCCCAAGUCUGACCAAUGUUACAUUGCUUUCCACGAUGAAGAGUGGGGAGUUCCUGUCCAUGAUGACAAGAAACUUUUCGAGUUGUUAAGCCUGGCUGGUGCUCUUGCUGAACUAUCCUGGAAAGACAUCCUUUCCAAAAGACAUUUAUUCAGGGAAGUGUUCAUGGACUUUGAUCCAGUUGCAAUAUCUGAACUAACUUACAGAAAGAUAACGUCCCCUGAGAUUGCCACCACCUCAUUACUAUCAGAGCAAAAGCUACGGUCCAUCCUCGAGAACGCAAACCAAGUUCGCAAGAUAAUAGUUGAGUUUGGAUCGUUUGACAAGUACAUUUGGAACUUCGUUAACCAAAAGCCUACUCAGAGUCAGUUCCGGUACCAACGCCAGGUCCCUGUGAAGACUUCCAAAGCUGAGUUGAUAAGCAAAGACCUUGUUCGCAGAGGCUUUAGAAGUGUUAGUCCGACGGUUAUUUACUCGUUCAUGCAAACAGCUGGCCUCACUAACGACCAUCUCACUAGCUGCUUCAGACACCACCAGUGCAUAUCCAAGGACGAAGCCGUUAACUAAUGGAAACCCAAAAGACAAGAAUAGUUUUUUAACAAUGUGCUCUGCUUAGUUUCUUGUUUUGUGUUUGCUUUUUGUACAGAUGUGUUUGUUGUCAAACUAGGAGUAAUUUCUUGAUUAUAAAUCUAUGCUACUCUCUUUGUCUCA